Messenger RNA from Dicentrarchus labrax (European seabass), 2249 nucleotides. It is a transcript of the gene setmar, whose product is annotated as SET domain and mariner transposase fusion gene. Bases 48 to 944 code for a protein of 298 amino acids. Lineage: Eukaryota; Metazoa; Chordata; Actinopteri; Moronidae. Gene Ontology annotation, molecular function: zinc ion binding; histone methyltransferase activity; protein binding. The transcript has 2 exons. Gene Ontology annotation, cellular component: nucleus. The record is from RefSeq and is a predicted model, not a curated record.
UGUAGGUUGGAGUGUGUUUCCCCGCUGCUUCAGUGGAAACUUCGGAUAUGAAUGUGGACAGGGAUGUGGAUCUGAGCAACGGCCUCGAAGAUGUUCCUGUUUUGAUCGACGGGAGUUCAGGUGGAAAGACAUUUCCUGAAUUUCAGUAUUCCCCAGAUAAUAUUCAGGGACCAGGAUGCACUGUUGACCCCAGUGAAGUCACCCUUCCUGGAUGUUCCUGCCUUUCCCACUCCUGCUUUCCUGAGAGCUGCUCCUGCCUGCAGACACAUGGGCAGGCAUACGGCAGCACCGGCACACUGCUGAACCUUAGCAGACCAGACUGCGCUUACUGCUCGCCUUCGUUUGAGUGCAACGCCCUUUGCACCUGCAGCGACGCCUGCUCUAACCGGGUGGUGCAGAGAGGACUGAGAAUCAGGUUGGAGGUUUACAGCACCAAGAACAGGGGCUGGGGAGUACGGACACUGGAGGCAAUCCCACACGGGACGUUUGUGUGCGAGUAUGCAGGAGAGGUGAUCAGCUUUGAGGAGGCCAGGCGCAGACAGCUUGCACAGAAAUCCGAGGAAAACAACUACAUUAUUGCCGUGAGGGAGCACGCAGGCACAGGCUCAAUCACUGAGACGUUUGUGGACCCUGCCGUGGUGGGAAACGUAGGCCGCUUUCUCAACCACUGCUGCCAGCCAAACCUGUUCAUGCAGCCAGUCCGUGUGCACUCGGUGGUUCCUAAACUGGCGCUGUUUGCUGGACGGAACAUCGAUGCGCAAGAAGAGCUGACGUUUGACUACUCAGGAGGGUACAGUAACCAACCUCCUGUAGAGCUGCUGUCCACUCAGAGUGACGCUGCCAUACAGGCCAGUAGGACAGAUGGACUCCAGAGGAAAGAGUGCCACUGUGGUGCCAACUGCUGUGUUCGGUUCCUUCCACUAGAUUUAUCUGUUCUGUACUGAAAUUAGUCUGACACUGACACUUCAUAUCAUGUUUGUUUUCAUGUGAAGAGAUGGACUUGUUUCUGAAUGAUGGAGAAAAGAUUUUUGUCAAGCCUGGUGCAUUUUCUCCAAAUUUUAUGUGAAACAUUGUUUAUUUAGUUUGCAUCUUGGUCUAUUUUCGGUUUCUGUGAAAUCUUGGUUAACUCAGCCACUCAUUAAAACAAGACAAUGCAACAUGUUGGUGGCUCCAUAAAGAUAAUCAGCUGGAUGAGUCAUGUCUAUGCCCGUCAUUGUUUCCUGUUCGCCCUCCCCCCCAGUGUCUCCUGAUCUGCAACUGUCUCCCGCUCAGUGUAAGAUGAUGCAAUGAAAACUAAAGCUGAAGACAGAAAAAAAAAACAAGGUUUUUUUCUGGGAGAGUAAACUUGUUGACAUUCCUGUCCUUUAUUUCACUUGUACAAUCCAUUUCAUCAUGAUGCUUGUUCCCACCAGAUUUACAGUCUUGCAGCUGUAAUCUUGUCUUGCCACAUAAGUCCCAUUUCUCACACGACAGAUGAAUCUGAAAGGAGCAGCAGCAUCAUUUCCACCGACAGGGAUGAGAUGGAUGUUGUUCAGUGGGUUUCUUUUAAUAGCCACAUAGGCUACAGAAUUUAUCUUUAUGCCCUUAUGGAUGCUGAAGCUUCUCGCAAUAAGAUGUCAUGUCAGUCAAAAACAAAACAUCAAAAUUCUCAAAGUAAUAGCUGUCAUAUGUUCCCAUCAACCUGACAUUUCUUUUCUGUCUUCAUGUGAUCCAGCCUCCCGUUGUAGAUAUUCUCAGCUUCUCAUCGCACUCAAACCUCUGGAGAGUGGGAGCAAUUAAAAAGGGCCAGGGGGUAUUUUUUUAUAUAGAAACAGACUUUAUUCCCCUGUCAGAGGAGGGGCGAAGGUGUCCCACUUCAGUGUGACCAUUCUGAAAUCAGGACCUCCGUUCAAUCUGCCCCGUUUCUAGUCUAGACCUGCUUUCAUCUUAUUAAUAUCCACAUCUGGGUUAAUUAGGAUGGAGACCGUGUUUCAUCCAGAAAUGGGACCAGUGGUCCAGCCACACUGGGGCUGACAGAGACUAAAUGGUGGGGGGGGAGAUGGAAGCCCUCUGCCGAUCAGAGACCGCUGUCAAGUUGAUUGGUUUCUGUGUCACCCCGUGGAGAGGCAAAUGGUGCAGGAUGUUGUUGUUUUGACCUAUAUUUUCUCCUCUGUGAGGGUUACCUGAUAUUUCUUUCUGUUCAAAUUGGGCUGUUUGCUUUGUGCCUGAUCUGAUCUACACACAGGAAUUAAAAACUAAUCUUAAACAUU